Messenger RNA from Suillus subaureus, 450 nucleotides. RefSeq lists its product as uncharacterized. The coding region runs from base 1 to 450 and encodes 149 amino acids. The record is from RefSeq and is a predicted model, not a curated record. NCBI's taxonomy places the organism in Eukaryota, Fungi, Basidiomycota, Agaricomycetes, Boletales, Suillaceae. The transcript has a single exon.
AUGCCUCCUGCUCGUCAUCAACGUGCCUGUCGUUCUGCACGCCUCAAAGCUAGUACUCUAUCGCACUUGGGGGCGAUGGACGAAGAAUCAAAUAAUCGAGCUAAUUUCCCCUCAAACCCACCUCUAGAACAGUCUGGACCCCGGCUCACCAUCCAGUGGCACAAUGACCGUGCACUUACUGACACGCUGGUAAACUACCUGACCACUCACCCUGCCGAUUGUAGGAUUUUAUUCUAUUCUGAUGGCAAGAAAGCCAUGGCUGCUGCAGAUGAUGGUCCCUCAGGCUCAGAUAAGGGGCAGAUUAUAGUGUCAUCGCUAAGCUCGUCCGUCCUCCACCUUCUUCACCUACCCUCUGGAGAAGCCGACCCUUCGUUUGUUCCGAUCCGGCUGGCUCGAGGCUCUUGGCGAUCUUGCGCACUAUCGCAUGACCGUGGCUGCGAUGGUUACUAA